GUUGAAUUUAUCUACGUGAACGGCGAAGCGACGCUGGGCAACAGGCUGUGUUGUUGCGGUUUGUGUUUUUGAGUGGGGAAACAAAUCAUUCGUCAUGCGAUAGCGCUAUCGUAGCUUAUCGGUCUUUUCUCUCGUACAGAGCUCAGUGCGCUACGCGCGUUCGUCUUGAGGAUUCUUUAUUCCCGUUAGGCUGCAUUAUAACGAUGAUCUCCAUCCAAAACCCACAGCUCAAGGCCAUAUUUCUCGUUCACCUGCUCCUCACAGUAUGGCCGUUGCAGGAAGCAUGGGCCCCCCAAGCGUAUCUCUACUACAACCUCAUUUAUCUGCUGAUGUUGGCUUGGGCGAUACAUCACAAGGAUUCCGAGGAGCCCGUAUUUAUGGCAUUAGCAAUAAACCUUGGUACAAUCCUAAUGGACAUUGUCACACUGGGAAUGCACUUCCCGCACCAAUUCACAUUCUGUGCUGGCAUUGCCAUUGUUAAUCUUUUGUUUCGGCCAGUGUCGUCAGUAUUUCUGCUGCGCAUCUUCAAUGAGCGGGGAGGCAGAUAUGCAGACCUGGGCAUUCCAAACUUCCCUGGCGGUGUGGGCAGCACUGGCCGAGGUCAGUACGAUGAUAUCGACCAGACUACUACCCAGAGCGUGCCGAAGACCGGAUUAGACACUGGAAGCCCAAGCCAUGUGUACUCCUCAGGAGGCGAUGGGCUGCCGCCUUACUCGCAGCCAUAGUCGCUCAAUCGCAGCUUCCCCACUCAUUUUGUUGGAACAGUGCCGUCUUCAGUGGCCAGAACUGACGUCUGACCAUGAUUGCACACGCACUCUUCAAUUCAGCAUCUAGUUUUCUUGUUUCUCUCUGUAUCUCUUCUUCAAUUAAUUGUCCACAGUUGAAUUCCUUUGCUUAGUAUGGUACGUGAACCUUGUGAGGAAGUCUUGAUGGCCAAGUAUGAGCUUAUUUCGCCAGUCUUGUGUGGUGUAAGAUAACGUGUUAAGACCGAUUUACUUCAUUCAUUUAUAUGCUGGCCAUGUUAGUGUACCAGCAUGAGCAGUCUUCCCACGGUCCUGGUAACAAAAGCAUGUUCAGGCUGUGGAAAUGUACAAUUCUUUGUAGCUCUGAAGUCUAAAUGAUGGCUUAAACAGAUAAGGCUUAUAAGUCUGUCUGGUGUUUGCUUUUUAAUCUUUAAUUUAUUUACUACUGUCAUGAAAUGGCUUUCUAAACCAUGCUGCAAGGCCAAGAGCGUUGAUUCGAGCUGUUGGUGGCACUGUUCAUGAAAAUUUACUUGUCUUACCUCUUGUAAUGCCUAAAUGUUAAUAGGUUGUUCUUUUUUAUGUUAACUAAUGCAGCGAAGCAUGGCAUUUUUUUGUGCACAUGUUAGCUGAAUACAAUAAAUCGCUCUGCAAUCUUCUUUUUCUUUAAAUUUGGUCAUGGACAAAGAACUGAAGUAUAGCAUUUAGAGUAGCAGUUGUUAAUGCUGUUUUUGUCUCAUAUAACUUUGUUCACACAUAGGUCGCUCAUUUUUGGCCAUUGAAGACAGUGCUACUGUUUCUCUUGUAAACAAGCAAUGCAUUGCAAGAAUGACGGCUGGAAAAUUUUGUUGAAUGUGUGAAGUGGGUACUGAACAAUUGAGCAUUGUUUCUUUGCAUUAAGCUACAUGUGCUAACGGGCAAAAUGCAGCAGCUUAGAAAGAAAUUUCACAGUAUCUUCCGCAAUGGCAUUUGAAGGCUUUACUGUUCCCAGUUUUAUAACACUCAAUUUUUUUUUUCUAAGAUGUGUGUGAACCAAAUAUCCCUCCUUAUUUCCAAAGGCACCACUUCUGACCGCAGGAAACCAGUAGAAUGGUUUACCGCGAGUGUACCUGGCAGUUCUUCGCUCUGGCUGCUUGUAUGGAAGGAAAAAGAGAUUAGUACAGCUUCGCCCUUUCAUCUGUUCUGCAGCUGGCUGUUGUUUAUACACACUUUUGUUUGGAUGUGCUUUCUUUUUCUAGUCAUUGUUGGGAGUGCCACUGUUUGCUUGUUGCACAGACUGGCUGUACUUUUAUUUUUUUGCGCAUGUGAUUGAGAAGUUUCAUAAAUAGGGGAUUCAAAGUCAUGAGACACUAUCAGACACUGCGUAAGCAGCGCAUUGCGUGGCUCGGUGCCACUGAUACAACUUCUUGUGCGUUCCUGUAGUCCCUUUAGUUCUCGAAAACCACUUGCAUCCUCUAUUCCUAAAACGCUUUAUUGUGUCGGCCAACUUUAAGCUGUAAAGAGCAUCUCGUGAUAUUUGCAUCUGUAGCUCUUUUCUUAAAGUACUACUGACAUGCAAUUUUAGACUUCUAAUUUUUUUUUUUUUUUGCAUUAAAUAAAGGUCCUAGACCUCAGAACUCUACAAAAAAUACCGACAAGCUUCAAUAUUCCUAAAUAAUUUACAGGAAGAGCUUUUAUUUUAUCGAGGGCCUUUAUUUAAAGCAAGAAAUAAAAGUCAAGAAUGUCAUGUGAGCAUGCCUUAAAAAGUGAGCAGGGACUAGUUUGUCUAUGUGCAGCUUAAUGCUUUGCAAUUCUAAAGCCUUUUAGUGCAGCUAUGCACACUUCACUGUCGUAGGACAUUUUGUGGAUUGUUGACUGUUUCUUUAUUUUAUAGUUACCAUUUUCUAGUUUUUAUGUCCUCUGCAGCAAGCGUCAGCGCUUUUAUUUUUCCGUGUGAAUGAACUUGUUGCCGAAUUACCAAAUGUCCAUUGCAUUCUGAGCACUGUCACUGUUUCGUGCAAGUAUUUUUACACCAUUCCUACUGCAUUCUUUCUUGAUACUAGUGAAAGUUGCUUGAAACUAAGGUACUUAUUUUUGAUGUGUCCAUAUUUGUGCGUGUAUCCAAGAUUUUUUGAAGCGCUUGUUGGUAUAGCUUCUUCACAGUAACUUUUCACACUUGGCUGGAGCAGAGAACAUUUUUAAUUUUCUUUGCUUCAUUGGUUUGGUUGUUGAAAGAGGCAACACAACAUGCAGCUGUAAGUGGUUUAAAGUGUAUAGCCACAGUUCGUUUCAAAGCACUGCAUCAAAUACCUGAAAUAGAGUUAUUUAACUUUUGGGGAUGCCUUUACAUCCAUGAGGCACGUGCUCCAGACUAGUGCAAUUGUAACAGUUAUUUGAACGACCAUCCUUUUUCCCCAGCACAUUUGUAUUAUAGAGUCGCUCUGAAAGAGGUAUCCAGGGAGAUUAGUUUUUGUAACUUAACAUAAAAAAAAAAUUUUUUUGUCACUUAUUCUUUUCUCGCACUUUCAAGGUGCUCACUGUGUGAUGUGAACAUUCCUUAUUGUCUCUGCCUCUAUUAUAAACCUGUUAUCUUCUCAGAGGCUCUGUCAUUCUUGGUGGCCAGCAACCACUUCUGUGAGACAGGGUUGGCAAUUUCAUUAACAUAAGCAUGCUGUGUAAGUUUGAAUGCUAUUUGCUCAUGUAAGUAAUGUGUGUGUGUGAGUGUGUUUUGGAACAUGGAAUUUGCAGGUCUAUUCCAGAAAAAGGUGCAAGUAGUAGUACUUGGAAAGUUUGUUUCCACUGUGAGCAGUUAUCUAAGUCUGUGGACGUUAUCUUGCAUGUGGUUGAAAAACAUUUAUGAAAGGAAAACGAGCAGUUACUGACUAUUUCACUUUCUAAGCUCCUUAAAUUUUUCACCUUACACUGGCGGCAACUCAUCCACAAUGAAAUGUAUAGAAGGCGAUUUCCAGCCUCGCAUCAAGUUAGAGUGGCCAACCUGUAGAAGUGGUGCAUAGCCGAACCAACUUUACAUUUAAAGGUUGCCCUAGUUCAUUUAGUCCCUGCAGUUGCUGACUGUUCACUGUUAAUUGCAAGCAUUGAAUGACAAGAAUGUCUUAUGCCAAGCAAGCAACCGUACAACUUUGGAGCAAUUUUGGUCUUUUCAGCCUAGGUGUGAAACAUUAUGUUCUGCAUGCAGCAACUGAGAACUCACGGUUUUCAUCAUCCCCGUCACUUCAUUUCUCUUUUUUUUUUUUUGACCUGGAGUCUUGUUUUUUUUUAUCACAUUGAGGGCAUUACACUAUACCAGCAUGUUGACUGUUUUGUGUGUCGUCGCACUUACCUGUACACUUGUGUCGGGGAAAGCAUGCUGUCCCACCCUGCAUGCAAAUUGCAGGCCAUUUCUGCUGAAGCAACUGUUUGUCCUAGCACAUAUUUAGUCGGAAAUUUGGGAUAUGUAAUUGCUUAAGUCUGAAAAAAAGAAAAAAGCCGAGAAUUGCCCAAUAAACCUUUUAUUCUCCUAUGAAA
Molecule: messenger RNA, 4244 nt
Organism: Dermacentor silvarum
Lineage: Eukaryota; Metazoa; Arthropoda; Arachnida; Ixodida; Ixodidae
Product: type-1 angiotensin II receptor-associated protein-like
Exons: 6
Coding region: 204-725 (173 amino acids)
Biological process (GO): angiotensin-activated signaling pathway
Cellular component (GO): plasma membrane
Source: RefSeq, a predicted model, not a curated record